This is a messenger RNA of Pneumocystis jirovecii RU7, 1557 nucleotides long. Its product is annotated as glucose-induced degradation complex subunit VID30. The coding region runs from base 1 to 1557 and encodes 518 amino acids. NCBI's taxonomy places the organism in Eukaryota, Fungi, Ascomycota, Pneumocystomycetes, Pneumocystales, Pneumocystaceae. The record is from RefSeq and is a predicted model, not a curated record. Gene Ontology annotation, biological process: cytoskeleton organization; cell surface receptor signaling pathway. The transcript is spliced from 8 exons. Gene Ontology annotation, molecular function: protein binding. Gene Ontology annotation, cellular component: cytoplasm.
AUGUCAAUUAAUGUUUUACAUAUGCCUCAACUAGAGACUGCAGAACCUUUUAUUCCUGGAUAUUUGAGAGGAACUGCCUUUGCUGAGCAGUAUGAAGCACGGUAUAUGUCUUUUUUGCGUCAUGGUAUUGGUUCUGAUUUUCCGGAGCUUCCAUCUUCAUGGAAUGAGGAUGAUAAAUGCAAUCUUUUGUCUUUAGUUGGUAAUGGUUUAGAAGUUAAAUUUGUGGGGCCAGCUAAGGGUGUAGAACAAGAUGCUGCUUCAGUGAGAGCAAAUAAUCCUAUUCCUACACGAUGUGGUCUUUAUUAUUAUGAAAUUGAAAUUCUUUCUAAAGGUUAUGAAGGACUUAUUGGUAUUGGGUUUUGCAAAUCUACUGUUCCUUUGAAUAGGUUACCUGGAUGGGAGUCCGAUUCUUGGGGGUAUCAUGGCGAUGAUGGGCACUCUUUUUGUUGCCAAGGAAUAGGAAAAGAAUAUGGACCAAAAUUUACUAAAGGAGAUGUUGUAGGCUGUGGUAUUAAUUUUUCCUCUGGGACAGGAUUUUAUACAAAAAAUGGUGUUCAUCUUGGAAUAGCAUUUCGUGAUCUUAAGGGCACAUUUUAUCCUUCAGUUGGUUUAAGAACUUUAGGUGAACAUAUUCGAGCGAAUUUUGGAAAGAAGCCUUUUGUUUUCGAUAUUGAGCAAUAUAUGAGGAUCGAAAAAAUAAAAGCCUAUCAAAGUAUUAAUUCUUGGCCAUCCUUCGAAGAUAAAGAGUAUAACGAAUCUAGUAUAUCUAAUACUGUCGAUAGUCUUAUAGCAUCUUAUCUUUUUCAUAAUGGUUAUAUGGAAUCUUUAAAAACCUUUGUUCAGGGUGUUGGAGACAGAGAAAGGAUAUUUGGCAAUGCAGAUAGAAACUAUCUCAUGCAAUCCAUAAAUAUUGACGAUAUAGAUUUAACGAAUCGUCAACAUAUUAGAUCUGCAAUUUUAAAUGGCGAUAUAGAUCUUGCAUUAAAAUUGACGAAUAUUUUUUAUCCUCGUUUAUUAGAAACUAAUGAAUCUAUUUAUUUUAAAUUGAAAUGUCAUAAAUUUGUUGAAAUGAUGCGACAAUGUUCGGAAUCUGCGGAUGAAAAUGAUGAUGAAAUAAUGACGGAUGUUUCUGGUGUUUGUGGCAGUAAUAGUUCUAGCUAUGAUUUAUCAGAGAAUUCAUCAGUUAAAUAUUCAGAGUUAAAAAAAAAAAAUACUAGGUUUUUGCUCUCAAAAAUACUUGAAUAUGGACAACAACUUCAAGAAGAUUAUCGUGAUGAUAAUAGGAAUGAUAUUCGGAAAACUUUAGAAGAUACAUUUAGUUUACUUGCUUAUUCUGAUCCAAAAAAUAGUUCUGUAUCUUAUCUAUUGGAUGAAAAUGCUCGACAUGUAGUUGCUGAAGAACUAAAUAAAGCUAUUUUAGUGUUUCUUGGGAAAUCGUCUAUAUCCUCUUUGGAAAGACUGAUUCAAUACACUUCUGUAGUAGUAAACGAGUUGGGGAAAAAAGGAUCUAGUGAAUCUAGUUUCAUGAAUAUCCGUCAAGACAUAUUAACUCUUUAG